AUGGAUCCCAUCAGUGCGUUUGGAGUUGCUGCUGGAACUCUGCAAGUUGUCGACUUCGCAGCCAAAGCCCUGCUGGGAACUAUUGGAAUUCUAAAGGAGGCCAGCAAUACGCCAAAACGGAUGACACUUCUUUUGCAAGAUGUGGAAAAAUCUGUAGAGCACAUCCGCCUUCUGCGCGAACUCUUUGGUGGUCUCGAAUCCCUGUCGGGCAAGCUCAACGGAUCUCAUCUUGACCAUGUAAAUGACAACAUCACCGACAUAUGUGAAGCCAUCGGCGACUUGAAGAACACCUUGGAACCUGUUGUCCGCAACUGCAAUGCGUCAUCUCCCCACAAACACCAGCAAAUUCUUGCUGCCAUGAAAUCUGUGACAGCAAGAUCUCAAGUUGAACAAAAAGCUUCUAGGCUUAUACUUCUCGGACAGAUUCUCUCAGCAUCACUACAAGGAGUGAUUCUGGAAUCACAGGAGAUCUUAACGAAACAAAUUGGGCAGACUUCUCUAAUGUCUCAAUUCCAACAUGACGAGCUGACCGCUCAAAUUAACAGUCUGAAGUUGAUGUCGCAGAGUAUUCAAGGGAACAUCCAAGAUCACCAACUGGUUGUCGAUAGGCUUCAGCAAAAGGUUGCAUCCAGUGAGACUCAGAUCGAUCGUAUACAUGACCACGUUGCAGGCCUCUCACAGUCAUUGGACUCUAUUGAUAGCCGGAGUCAAAGGAUUGAAGCGAAUCUGGAAGUCAGUCAGGCAGAUCUACGCCUGAAUCAGAUGCGGUUUCAGCACACACUCCAAUCCGCAAUCAAAGAGUAUGACGCUACUCGAAAAGAAAUUUUCCAGCUACGAGACGAUUUUAUGCAAUGGAUUGCAGGAAACCACGGUAGCUUAUCAUCUCCACCUGAGUCUUUCAAUCGUCUGGAUGAUACAAUGAAAUCCAAUGUGAGGCUCAGCCUUAUCAGCAAACUCGCAGAAGCUCCUAGCGCCUUGAAGAGCGCGUGUGAGCAUGUGUCAUACGGUAUACGUACAGUGAGGAAGUCAACGAGAGCUGACUCGCAGUCAACACAGGGAUGCGUUUGUGUGCCAACGCCAGAUCGACGCAUCACUAGGAAAGGGUGUGUAAGCUUCGAAUAUGAAUCGAUAUCCGAGCACCUGCCAAAAUGUAGGAUCUAUCAAAAUCGGAAGAGAUUUCGGAAUUAUACCGUGGCAGUCCAACCUCUACCUCUAAUACGAAGUACGCUCGCUCUAAUCAUUAAGAACAAGUCUGGAGCUGGAGGCUGCUCUAUGGGGAUAAGUCUAUCUUAUCACCGGACAGUCAAAAGAUCUGAAUCGGAGCUAUUCAAACUGUUUGACUCCUUUCCUAGGAAAUUGUCUAAGAAAGCCUAUAGCCACAGCUCUCUCAGUGAGGAGAUGUCCUUUCUGCAAGACUACGAAGGCGGUGAGCCUCCCAGUACCAUUACGUUCAGCUGCAUGCCGAUGGAGAUUGAAAAAGAAACAAGCGAAUGGGUGCAAAGUUUCAAUAAGUUGCUGGAACGGGGUUGUGUUUGGGACAAAGACGAACACGGAAACACUUGCCUUCAUGUAAGUCGUCCUGAGGAGUUUCUCGCCGCCGCUAAGCGUUGA
Messenger RNA from Exophiala spinifera, 1611 nucleotides. RefSeq lists its product as uncharacterized. The transcript has 2 exons. The record is from RefSeq and is a predicted model, not a curated record. NCBI's taxonomy places the organism in Eukaryota, Fungi, Ascomycota, Eurotiomycetes, Chaetothyriales, Herpotrichiellaceae. The coding region runs from base 1 to 1611 and encodes 536 amino acids.